AUGGCAUGUCAGAGAGCCAAAGUUCCAGUCCCUCCACCUGCUCAUCGAGAAUUGUGCUGGCAGCAGUACGAAGUCGCACUUAAGAGCAUUCCGAGGAAGCUGGAGGUUCGGGGGGGACAGGUGGGGGGGGGGGGCGAGGGGGCGUCUCCGGGCGGAAGGGCGCGUGGCCUCCGAGGGGGCGUGGCACCGCCCUUCCUCCGCCUCCUCCCGCACCUCCUCCGCCCGGGGCGGCGCACGGCUGGAGCGGGGGGCGGCGCAAGCCCGGGAGGGCAGCCGCCCGGAGCCGCAGGGAAGCCGCUCGCCCGGCCGAAAGAGGGAGGGCAGGAGCCAGCCGAGGCCGAGAGCCGGACUCGGGGAAGGGGAGAGCCGGUCGCCGCCGCGCCCGCCAGCCUCGGCUUGCCGCCGGGCAGCCGGAGCCGAGGGGCCGCCCGCCCCGGGCCUCCCGCCGCCCCAUGGGCGCGCCGCGCAGUCCGAGGCGCUCCGGGCACCCUCCUCUGCUGCCUGCUCGCCGCCGCGUUUGCCCAGAGGGUCAAGGUUCGGGAUGAGGUCACGGGCUACGUGGGGCAGGAGGUCACCCUGCCAUGCCAUUUUGCAAGCACCAGCCCCGAUAUCAAGGUCAGCCAGGUCACCUGGGUGAAGGAGGCGGGGACGAAGAAGCAGAAUGUGGCCGUGUACCACCCAGACCACGGGCCCAGUUACCCGAUGGAGCGGGGCAGCGGGCGGAUCCGCUUCCAGGCCCAGUCCCUGCAGGAUGCUACCCUGGUCAUCGGGCCCCUGCGCAUGAGCGACGAGGGCACCUACACCUGCGAGUUUGCCACGUACCCGCUGGGGAAUGAGGAUGGCGUCACUCAGCUGAUAAUACUGGGUAAGGACACAAGUUUUGCACAUCUGAGUGUGCCUGUUCUUGCCGCGUGUGGGUACACGAUCCUGUCUGUUCUGCAUAACCCCGAACAAGGACUACAGCUCCCUCCUCAUUCCGCAUGA
Messenger RNA from Sphaerodactylus townsendi, 984 nucleotides. RefSeq names its product nectin-3-like. The transcript is spliced from 4 exons. Bases 1 to 984 code for a protein of 327 amino acids. The record is from RefSeq and is a predicted model, not a curated record. NCBI's taxonomy places the organism in Eukaryota, Metazoa, Chordata, Lepidosauria, Squamata, Sphaerodactylidae.